Perognathus longimembris pacificus (Pacific pocket mouse) is the source of this 2673-nucleotide messenger RNA. RefSeq names its product glycerol-3-phosphate acyltransferase 2, mitochondrial (gene Gpat2). The transcript has 18 exons. Bases 91 to 2442 code for a protein of 783 amino acids. Lineage: Eukaryota; Metazoa; Chordata; Mammalia; Rodentia; Heteromyidae. The record is from RefSeq and is a predicted model, not a curated record. Gene Ontology annotation, cellular component: mitochondrial membrane.
UGCCUCUUGUAGGUGUGAUGUUCUUUCUUGGCUAGACUGAAGGACCGUCGGGCAGAGGCUGGAGGGGGCGGGCACGGCCUUCUCCGGUCAAUGGAGAAACCUCCAGGACCUGCUCUCCCUCUUCUCUGUGGGCAGGAGUCUCUCUUCCACAGAAGCAUAAUGGACCUGGGCUUUUGCAAUGUGAUCCUGGUGAAGGAGGAAAAUACCAGGUUUCGAGGCUGGCUGGUUCGCAGGCUGUGCUAUUUUCUCUGGUCCCUGGAGCAGCACAUAAGCCCCUGCCAGGAUACCCCGCAGAAGAUCAUGGAAAGCCCUGGGGUGCAGAGCCUCCUCUCAGGAAGGGUCCCCGGAGGAUCUGGGGAAGGCCAAGCACCUAACCUUGUGAAGAAAGAGGUGCAGCGCAUCCUGGGCCAUAUCCAGGCUCCGCCGCGGCCCUUCCUGCUCAGGCUGUUCAGCUGGGCGCUGCUGAGGUUCCUGAACCACCUCUUCCUGAACGUACAGCUCCACAAGGGCCAGAUGAAGAUGGUCCACAAGGCUGCCCAGGCGGGACCACUCGUCCUUCUGUCUACUCACAAGUCCCUCCUGGACGGAAUCCUCCUGCCCUUUGUGCUGCUCUCCCAAGGUCUGGGUGUGCUCCGCGUGGCUUGGGACCCCUGCCCCUGCUCCCCUGCUGUCAGAGCUCUGCUGAGGCAUCUUGGGGGGCUUUUCCUGCCCCCAGAAGCUGACCUGCCCUUGGACAGCUCUCAGGGGGUCCUUGCAAGGGCUGUAGUCCAUGCGGUCAUGGAGCAGCUGCUGGUUAGUGAGCAGCCCCUCCUCAUCUUCCUGGAAGAGCCCCCCGGGGCCCCCCGAGCCAGGCUCUCAGCCCAGGGUCAGGCCUGGCUCGGGCUGGUGGUGCAUGCCCUCCAGGCAGGCCUCGUCCCAGAUGUCACCCUCGUGCCCGCGGCCAUCACCUAUGACCUGGUUCCAGACGCACCGAAUGACAGGCAUCGUGCGUCAGCGCCCCUGGGGCUAUGGUCCGGCGCCCUGGCCGUCCUCCGGAAACUGCGCAGCUGCUGGGGCUGCAACCAGAAGGUCUGUGUCCGGGUGCAUCUUGGCCAGCCCUUCUCCCUGCAGGAAUACACCAUCAACGCCAGGAGCUGCUGGGGUGGAAGGCAGACCCUGGAGCACUUGCUGCAGCCCAUCGUGCUGGGCCAAUGUACCGUUGUCCCAGACACUGAGAAAGAGCAGGAAUGGACCCCAACAACUGGGCUGCUCCUGGCCCUCAAGGAAGAGGACCAGCUCUUGGUCAGGAGGCUGAGUCGCCACGUCCUGAAUGCCAGCGUGGCGAGCUCUGCCGUGAUGAGUACAGCCAUUAUGGCCACACUGCUUCUCUUCAAGCACUCAAAGGGCGUGCUCCUGUCGCAGCUGCUGGGGGAGUUCUCCUGGCUGACUGAGGAGACGCUGCUGCGUGGCUUUGACGUGGGCUUCUCGGGGCAGCUGCGGUGCCUGGCGCAGCACACGCUGGGCCUCCUGAGGGAGCGCGUGGCCCUGCUGCAUGUCCACCAGGGGGACCUGGUGGUUGUGCCGCGGCCAGGCCCCGGCCUCGCCCAGCUGGCCUGCCUGAGUGCCGAGCUGCUUCCCGCCUUCCUGAGCGAGGCUGUGGGGGGUGAGACUCGGGGCUCGGGGUUCCGGGUGUGUGCAGGGGACAGGCAGGGCUCCCUUCCUCAUGCGGCUCCCGCCUCUCCAGCCUGUGCGGUGCGGGGGCUGCUGGCAGGCAGGGUGCCACCCGAGGGGCCCUGGGAGCUGCAGGGAAUCGAGCUGCUGAGCCAGAACGAGCUGUACCGCCAGAUCCUGCUGCUGCUGCACCUGCUGCCCCAGGACCUGCUGCUGCUGCAGCCCUGCCAGUCUUCCUACUGCUACUGUCAGGAGGUGCUGGACCGGCUCAUCCAGUGCGGGCUCCUGGUUGCUGAGGAGACCCCAGGUUCCCGGCCAGCCUGUGACACAGGCAGACAGCGCUUGAGUGCAAAGCUGUUGUGGAAACCAAGCGGGGACUUUACCGACAGUGACAGCGACGACUUCAAGGAGGCCGAGGGCCGGUACUUCCGGCUCAGCCAGCAGUCUCGCUGCCCCGACUUCUUCCUCUUCCUCUGCCGCCUGCUCAGCCCGCUGCUCAAGGUCUUUGCUCAGGCGGCUACCUUCCUCCACCUGGGAAAGCUGCCCGACACAGAGUCUGGCUACAUGGAACAGCUGCUGCAGUUCUUACACGACUCUGCCCAGGAAGAAGGGAUCUUUGAGUGUGCAGACCCAAACUUGGCCAUCAGUGCUAUCUGGACCUUCAGAGACCUAGGGGUGCUGCAGCAGAUGCCUGGCCCCGACGGCCCCCAGCUCUACCUGUCUCCUACAUUUGCCAGCCGGGACAAUCAGGACAGGUUGGAGCAGUUCAUCCGACAGUUCAUCUGCAGCUAGGUCCAGUCAGCUGGACUUGCAUGCCUGUGCUUGGCUUAUCUCUUGCUUUCUCCAUCCUUCAGUGUGAUAAACAGUGGACGAGUUGUUUCUCUAAGCUCUGCAGUGUGUGCUUGGGUUUUUUCUGGUGUGUGUGUGUGUCUAUGUCUAUGCGUCUACUUCUCUGUCCCCAGCCCUAUGAAAAUGUCCCAUGUCCCGUCUCACCCCUGACGCAAGCCCCAGAAGAAGAUAGGA